GAAUUCGACAUCUUUACUACUCAUUCAAUUGAUACAAAGCACUCAAUACAAAACCACAAUUACCUACACUCAACCAAUCAUCAUCCCAAUCACCAAACACAUCAACACAAUGGCCUUCUUCCUUCCCCGAACUGUCUACCACACUCAGGCUCCCCUGAACCCACUCUACCAUCUCCUCAGGGAGCUUGACCAGUCCGUUCAACAGCCCCAGCAGCCUCAGCGAAGACGCCAAUGCCAGCCUCAACAGAAGAGCCGGGCUCAAGCUGAAUGUCCCGCCUAUCGGGUUACCACCCGCCCAUGGGAGCCCCGCUUCGAGGCCCACGAGACUGAGGACUCGUUUGUUCUCUACGGCGAACUCCCCGGUCUGAACAAGGAAAACGUCACUGUCGAAUUCCCUGAACCUCGCAAGCUUGUCGUUAGCGGCAAGGUCGAGCGAUUCACAGACGCCCCCAAGCCAGCUGAAACAACCACUGAGCAGACUGCUCCCGCUCCAGCUGUCGAAUCAGACAACGAAGACACCCAGAGCAGAAGCUCAUACCAAGCUACCGUCGAGGACGAUGUCGAUGACGAGUUUGAGGUCUUGAGCCACACAUCGCAAAAGUCGGAGACUGUCAGCCAACCACAGCCUGAAACCCCCAGCCAAAAGGCCGCCGAGAAACAGCCUGAGCAGCCUGAAGAGCCAAGACGCGCUGGCUACACCAAGGAGUUCUCGCGCUACUUCACUUUCCCUACCUACAUCAACCACGAGGCAGUCACUGCCGAACUCAAGGAUGGUCUCUUGACUAUAACUAUUCCCAAGGCUGUUCCCCAGUCUCAUCGCAUUGUUAUUGAAUAGAGGAUUGUGUAUUAUUAGCAUGGGAAUUUUAUGGGAUAUUCACUGGAUUAGAUAUGUUUAGGUUUUGUUUUAGUCUUGUUAUCUCUCUCAAUUGAUUAAUGUAUUGCACUCUUUGUCUUUA
Molecule: messenger RNA, 956 nt
Organism: Fusarium graminearum PH-1
Lineage: Eukaryota; Fungi; Ascomycota; Sordariomycetes; Hypocreales; Nectriaceae
Exons: 1
Coding region: 110-835 (241 amino acids)
Biological process (GO): protein folding; response to hydrogen peroxide; response to heat
Source: RefSeq, a predicted model, not a curated record